GUUUCAUAUUGAUAGGCAGCUGUUUAGCCUUUAUCGUAAAGACUUUAAAAUGCAAAUCUACUCCACAAACUUAAAGCUAUCCUCGAAUACAUUUACGAGCUACCUGAAAUAAAUGCUCCUUUAGCGGUGUGAAUAAUGGCACAAGAAAGCUUAUCUAAAUAUGCUGAAAAGCAAAAUGUAACCGAAACACUUGCACAAGUGCGAUGCAAAGCAGGGAAAAAUGACGACAUACACAAGCAGUUGAUAUCAAUCGCAACGGCUAAUAUUUUCCUCUGCUCUAUGGCAUUUCUCGGGAAUGCUAUCAUCCUGGUCGCCUUACGGAAGGAAUCUUCCCUUCAUCCGCCGUCCAAAUUGCUGUAUCGUUGUCUUGCAACAACUGAUCUUUGCGUUGGUUUGAUUUCGGAGCCUUCUUCUGUUGCCUAUUGGCUGUCUUUUGUUAGCGAAGAUUGGAGUCUCUGCAAGCUUGGGCUUGGCGCAUAUUUUAUAGCAGGCCAUACCCUUUGCUCAGUCUCUCUGUUAACAAUGACCGCAAUAAGUGUGGACAGACUCCUCGCCUUGGUGCUUGGGCUCAGAUACAAACAGAUUGUAACUUUGAAGCGAACUUGUGGCGUUAUAGCCAUCUUCUGGAUAUUAUCGAUGGCCGCUGGAGUAGCGUACUUUGUGGAUUACCGUAUAUCCGUGUCCUAUGGCUAUACUCUUAUACCACUGUGUCUAAUAACAGCAACUUUCUCAUACACAAAAAUAUUUCACCGUCUCCAUCGAAGCCGCAAUGAAGUACAAAUUCUUGUUCCACAACAGCCAGGCCAACCACUUCCACUGAACAUGGCACUUUACAGAAAAGCCGUGUAUAGUGCACUUUGGGUUCAGGUUUCAUUCGUCUGUUGCUCUCUGCCAUAUAGCAUAGUAGCAGUAGUAGUGCCUUACGACAGACUAUCUUCGAAUGACUUUAUACUCUUGUCAUGUGCAGAGAGCUUAGUUUAUCUUAAUUCGUCCCUUAACCCGUUACUUUACUGUUGGAAGAUUAAUGAGGUGAGGCAAGCAGUAAAGGAGACACUCAGACAAACACUUCGCUGUCUUUGGGUUUAGUCUCUAGACAGGAUACGAAAGUUGUCUCUGUAAAAACCAAAUAUGAAAUAUUAGGCCAUUAGCUGGUUAAAAAUAUUAUUUGUUGUCGAUUUCGAUCAGUACUGAGCCUAAUUGAAUCCAAAUGACCUCCAAGAAGGAUUAUAAAGAACAGGGAAUCACCAUAACGGAAGAGAAGAUUGUUCUAUGUUCUCUGUUAUAUGAAAGAACCGAGUUUGAAAUACUUAGAACAACAUUUUGUCCUUUAAAUAACGAGGAUGUUAAUUAAAUCAUGGAAGCCAACCCUUAUAUUUGCACCAAAUUUCGUUCCUCCGCGCCAAAAUUUUAAUUAAGGUUAUUGUAUUUUUAAUUCCGCUCGCCAUUCGCCUGCGCAUCCAAACUGUAAAGUACAUAAAUGUAGGUCCUUUUCCCCUUUUCCUUUGCAUCGCAGUGUGUAAUUUUUUUUUCCUUUUACAUAAAACUAAUAAUCGUAUGUUAGCUUUAGUGCAAUUUAGUUUUAUUUGUAUUCUAGAAACCGAGUAAAUUACAGGUUGA
This is a messenger RNA of Pocillopora damicornis (cauliflower coral), 1617 nucleotides long. Its product is annotated as melanocyte-stimulating hormone receptor-like. Gene Ontology annotation, cellular component: plasma membrane. The record is from RefSeq and is a predicted model, not a curated record. NCBI's taxonomy places the organism in Eukaryota, Metazoa, Cnidaria, Anthozoa, Scleractinia, Pocilloporidae. Gene Ontology annotation, molecular function: G protein-coupled receptor activity. Gene Ontology annotation, biological process: G protein-coupled receptor signaling pathway.